Molecule: messenger RNA, 2455 nt
Organism: Oncorhynchus mykiss (rainbow trout)
Lineage: Eukaryota; Metazoa; Chordata; Actinopteri; Salmoniformes; Salmonidae
Product: zinc finger and BTB domain-containing protein 14
Biological process (GO): regulation of transcription by RNA polymerase II
Molecular function (GO): RNA polymerase II cis-regulatory region sequence-specific DNA binding; protein binding; DNA-binding transcription factor activity, RNA polymerase II-specific
Source: RefSeq, a predicted model, not a curated record
GAGGGUCAGUGCUAUUAGAGAUCCUUGAGACGUCCCUACCCUAAACCCUAACCAUAAUCGUUAUCUAGCCCUAACCUUGAACCUUACCUUAACCAUUUUAAUUAUGAACUUCAAUGGGGGUAGGGACUACCAAGGACUCUGGAUUGCACGGAAUAAUUAUUGAAUCGCUCUGUAGAAUCUCGAUAAAAAGCGCACUCGCUUCCCGCUCGUGACAGUAGCUUUCGCGCCCCAAAUCUACUCCCGUUUUCCUUCUAGGUUCGCGCUCCAGAGACUUCUUAUCAGUAAUUUGCGUAAGCACAGUGUGGUUUCUGCUUUUUGUGUUGUAUUUACGCUUUGAGCGCAGGCGGAAACAUUUACAAUUGACGUACGUACGCGCAUAGUCACUUGCAUGCUGCAGUUCCGUGCUGGCGCAGCGCGUCCUUCCGCUUAUGCUCGUCCUCAGGCCAACAACACACAAAGUGUAUUAUUCCCUUUUGACUGCUUGACAUAUAUCGGAGACGUUCUCAAGGGGACGACAUAUUGUACUACAGAAUAUCAAUUCAAGAUGUCAGAGACCGUGAAGUACAUGGAUGAUGAACACAAGACCAUCUUCCUGAAGAUACUGAAUGAGCAACGGUUGGAGGGUGAACACUGUGACAUCGCGGUGGUGGUUGAAGAUGUGAAGUUCAGGGCGCACCGCUGUGUGCUGGCAGCGUGUAGCAACUACUUCAAAAAGCUGUUCAAGAAGCAUGAAGUCGACAACUCCUCAGUCAUAGAAAUCGACUUCAUCCGCUCAGACAUCUUCGAGGAGGUGUUGAACUACAUGUACACGGCCAAGAUUUCUGUGAAGAUAAAGGAUGUGAAUUUGAUGAUUUCUUCAGGCCAAAUACUCGGAAUCCGUUUUCUGGACAAACUCUGUUCACAGAAGCGUGACAUGUCCACUGAAGAAAGGAACGGCCAAAAUGACAAACCCUUUCCAUGUGAUAUUCUCAAAAUGGCUCUCCCUACUGAUGACCCUACAUUGGGCCAGGAUAACGACUUGCAGGUGCUAGGUGACCAUGACGACACUCCUACUGACGACCUUGUGGAAGAGCCAAUGACCAAUCACGACUUGGACAAAUCGCCCAACACGGCGUUGAGAGUGACGGAGGCCAUUCUCAAAGAAUGGCCUCCUGCCAAUGAGGACGUGCACAAGGUGAGCUGUUACGACCAGGACGUGGAACCCAUGGAUACGGAGCAAAAAGACCUGGCGGGUCACACCACAACGACCUUAGCGUUCGCUGACAGCAUCGGCGAGGUGAAGGACGAGCAGCCCCCCGGUUGGACCACAGCCACGACGGACAUGAAGUUCGAGUACCUCCUCUACGGCCAACGGGAACAGCUCGCCUGCCAGAUCUGUGGAAAGACCUUCAUCGACGAGAACCGUUUGAGGAAACACGAAAAGCUGCACUCGGCCGAACGUCCGUUCAUCUGUGAAAUCUGCAGCAAAGCCUUCACUACCCAGGCUCACCUGAAGGAGCAUCUGAAGAUCCACACAGGCUUCAAGCCCUACCGCUGCGACGUGUGUGGCAAGUCCUUCAUCCGAGCGCCUGACCUCAAGAAGCACGAGCGGGUCCACAGCAACGAGCGUCCCUUCGGCUGCCAGAUGUGCGACAAGGCCUUCAAGCACAAGUCCCACCUGAAGGACCACGAGAGGCGCCACAGGGGCGAGAAGCCUUUCGUCUGCAGCUCGUGCACCAAGGCCUUUGCUAAAGCCUCAGACCUAAAGAGACAUGAAAACAACAUGCACAGCGAGAGGAAGCAGAUGCCGCCCAGCGCCCUGCAGACCGAAACUGAACAGCUGCAGGCAGCAGCCAUGGCCGCCGAGGCCGAGCAACAACUGGACUCCAUAGCGUGCUCAUAGCACACAACGUUUUGUCACAUUACCUUACUGGUCAUGGACAUCUUGAGAACAAUCUGAGUUUUUUUGAUGAUGUUUCAUUUUGUAUUUUCUUUUUGGGAGGCCGACAAACUCCAAUAAUCAGAUAGAUUUGAUGUUGAUAAUUUUUCUCGAGAACAUAGUGAAAUAAGAUAGGAUUUGACUGCAUUCAUUUAUUUUUUGAUUUAUUUCACGUGAUUUAGGCUUUCUCGCACUUGAUUAUAUUGUAAUGGUUAACUAAUUUUUGGGGGGUAUUAAUUAAAAUAUGUUUGUGUAAAUGUUAUGGCAGCGUUAUGGAUAUAAAUGCUACGACUACUGCCUCUACUCGGUUUUGGUUGUCAAUAUAUUACUGCUGUUAUACAGUACUGGUUUUAUCAAGAAAAACUGGAAAUUAAAUGUUUGAUUUGUAAAAAUGUACGGAAAAAAUUGUUAUAAACCACAACAUUUUUGAUGGUUAACUAUUCCACAGCAUCACAUACACAAGUCUUACUGUAAUUGACAUCGAAACAUGUGUUGCUUUAAUAAACAUGGUAGCCUCAACUGCCAACAAAUCAUCAA